AUGUCAAGCUAUAAUUAUUCAGCGAGGGACCGCGCCCAUUCUUCAUCUCGGUCUUACUCGUCAGACCACCCACCUCAGCGUCCACCUCCUUCUAAUAGGACCUCCGCUCUCAAUUUAAACAACUUGUUGAAUUCAGACGAUCAACCAAUGUCACACACAUCCAGCCACUAUUCGCUUCCUCCCUUAGCUUCUCACGCGGCACCUUAUACUCAGCCGACUUUAUCGUUUUCGUAUAAUUCACAAACGAACAACACGCAUUAUGGACAUAAUCAUAACGAUUAUCCUCCUACCACUUUGUCUACUCCCUCCACCUUAUCACAUUCUCUUCAACCGUCGAUCCUUUCGAUUCAGCGCCAUUUACCAGCUUACAAUAACACUUCCUGGGGUUAUUCCGAGCCUUCUGCUCAUCAGCAAACAUUAUCGUUUAUUCAUAAUUCAAAUGUAAACCAAAACUCUUUGCAUCGUAUCCACGAAAAUGCCGGUGUUGUGCCUCACGAGACAUUACGCCCUUUACCUAUGUCCAUUAAUCAACUUUUGAGUAGAGAUCCGAAUGAAGAUACCAGCUUCCAAUUUACGAAAUCACAGAAUGGCCCCGGUGGUGCAUUUGAUGGUGGCCCAUAUAGUAGAUCAAAUUUGACACAUGCUCCAACGGAUAGUACGGAAGAUAAAGAGAGUGCUAUAACUGCUUCAGAUGCAAACACUGAUGCGAGUUUACAUGGAUCGGACCGAUCAGAAGGCGAAUCCACUGAAGAGGAAGAAUUAAAAAUUAUUCCACCUCCACGUAAAAUACCUGAACCAGAGAUGGGAUUCGCUGUGCUUUCUCAAAGCAAUCGUAAGUUACCAGCCACUUCCGCAUCUCCAACAUUAAAAGUUUCCCCGAUUGCUCGUACAAAACGAGUCACAUCACCAAAACAACGACCUCAAUCUAAUCAGAAACCGCAAAAUAAAGUGUCAAAGACCAAAAAAUCAUCACGCAUUGACGUUGCAGGAAUUGACACUCAGGAACUGAGUCAUUCAUCUGAAUCUUCGGGUGCAACGGCUUUAAGCUCAAAAGCAGGAUAUGGCACAAGUCAAUCAAGUGAAUCAACUGGAUCUGAAGAGAGUGAUUCCGAUGGCACUAUAGAAGAAAAAUACAGCGAAGAGUUAAUUAAUUACAUGGUAGAAGUAUAUCAACGUCAAAAACGUGUUGUGGAUGAAUACGAGAGAAGAUGCAGGAUGAAGAAAGAAACUCUCCGUCGGAAAUUUUUAAGUCGGAUUAGCCUACGCAUUCCACAUAGAACAUCUGAUAAGGAAAAUGAUAUGGGCUCGUUUAAAAGUAGAUCGAGACACAAAAAAGAAAAGCGAAAACAUUACGUGGAACCACCUACUGAAACUGAUGAAGAUAGUGAUAUUGCUGGAUUAAGGCGCCAACCUCAUGAUGCGAAGGCUCAAAAACAUAGAGAUGCAAUAGAGGUAGAAGAACGACGAAAAAUAUGGAAAGACAUUGUCCGUAAUGCUAUACCUAGGAUGAAUAAAAUUGUAAUUCAGACUACAACUUCUCGAGCUAAUAAUUGUCGCAAAGUUGCACAAUUAUGUCAGAAAGAAGCUCGUAAAGCUGCUGGGAAAUCGUGUAAAUCUGCAAAAGAUAUCCAAAGUAGAGUUAAACAGGCCAAUAAACAGAUGCUCAUGUUUUGGAAACGUAAUGAAAAGGAAGAACGUGAAUUGCGUAAAAAAGCGGAAAGGGAAGCUUUAGAGAGAAUGCGAGUGGAAGAAGAGCUACGAGAAGCGAAAAGACAAGCGCGUAAACUAAAUUUCCUCAUAACUCAAACUGAACUUUAUAGUCAUUUUGUCGGAAAAAAAAUUGGGACCCAAACGACAAACGAAGUUUCAGAAAAUUCUAAUCAAGCUGAUGUAGUGACCAACGAUCAAAUCACAGAAUCUUCAACUGCUGAUUUGAAUAUAGACAUGGACAUGGAUGCUGAAUCAGAGGUCCCCGUUCCCCCAUCUUUCGCGGAUAUUGAUUUUGAUGAAGACUCUGAAGAUGCUCUUAGAGAAAAGGCACGCAUAAUUGCACAAAAUGCUCUUAAACAAGUCAAAAAACAUACAGCUGAUUUUGAUGGUGAAAGAACUAGUAGUGGAUCAAAUGAGAUUUCUGUAACGAACCAAGAUUUGGAUCAAAUGAACUUUCAAAAUCCAUCCAGUAUGCCAUCAAUGGCAGAAAUUAAACAACCAUCUAUACUAGUAAAAGUUACGUUGAAGGAUUAUCAGUUAAGAGGAUUAAAUUGGCUAGCUAACCUUUAUGAGCAGGGUAUUAAUGGAAUUUUGGCUGAUGAAAUGGGGUUGGGAAAGACAGUCCAAUCUAUAUCGUUGAUGGCUCAUCUUGCGGAGACUCAUAACAUAUGGGGUCCAUUUUUAGUAAUCGCACCAGCGUCUACUCUUCAUAAUUGGCAAAAAGAAAUAGCUGAAUUUCUUCCCGCUUUUAGGAUUUUGCCAUAUUGGGGCACUAUGAAAGACCGAGCUAUAUUAAGAAAAUCCUUAAAUAAAAGAAAUCUAAUAUUUAAUCAAGAUGCCCCAUUCCAUGUCGUUAUCACAAGCUACCAAUUGAUUGUUCAAGAUCAGGGUUACUUUUCAAGAACAAAAUGGCAAUAUAUGAUUUUAGAUGAAGCACAAGCUAUCAAGAGCUCUACUAGCGCGCGCUGGAAAACUCUUCUUGGUUUUCAAUGUCGUAAUCGACUCUUGCUGACUGGCACACCGAUCCAAAACAGUAUGCAAGAAUUGUGGGCACUUUUACAUUUUAUUAUGCCAACUCUUUUUGACUCGCAUCAGGAAUUUAGUGAAUGGUUUUCUAAGGACAUUGAAAGUCAUGCUGAAAAUAAGGGUUCGUUAAAUGAGCAUCAACUUAAACGGCUACACAUGAUUUUAAAACCCUUCAUGCUGCGCCGUGUAAAGAAAAAUGUUCAAAAUGAACUUGGAGACAAAAUAGAGAAAGAAGUAUUUUGUCAGCUAACGGCGAGGCAACGUGUUCUAUAUCGUGGUCUUCGUGAUAAGAUUUCAGUAACAGAAUUAUUAGAAAAAGCUGCAACAUGGCCUGACAAUGAUAAUGUCGAUAGUUUAAUGAAUUUAGUAAUGCAAUUUCGUAAAGUGUGUAAUCAUCCGGAAUUAUUUGAUAGAGCAGAUGUAUCUGCUCCUUUUGCUUUUUGUAAUUAUAGUUCUACAUUCAUUAUAUCCCGAGAAGAACAUUUAUACCUUCCAUAUUCUACAAAAAAUGUGCUUACCUAUAAAAUUCCUAAAACGAUAUUCCGAAGUGGAGGCUUUUUGAAUGUACCUGGUGAUAAUUCAAAUGCUGGAUCUCGUUCUAAUAUCCUUAAUCAUAUGAUGAAUAUUUGGCGACCCGAUUAUAUAAAUAAGUCAUUGUGUGACGAAAAAAACGAUACAUUUUCAUUCUUGAAGUUUGUGGAUAUUAGCCCUUCAGAAGC
This is a messenger RNA of Dentiscutata heterogama, 3455 nucleotides long. NCBI's taxonomy places the organism in Eukaryota, Fungi, Glomeromycota, Glomeromycetes, Diversisporales, Gigasporaceae. The record is from the annotation of a GenBank genome assembly.